Messenger RNA from Sphaeramia orbicularis (orbiculate cardinalfish), 1607 nucleotides. RefSeq names its product kelch-like protein 20. Lineage: Eukaryota; Metazoa; Chordata; Actinopteri; Kurtiformes; Apogonidae. The coding region runs from base 109 to 1125 and encodes 338 amino acids. The record is from RefSeq and is a predicted model, not a curated record. Gene Ontology annotation, molecular function: protein binding. The transcript is spliced from 8 exons.
GAGCUGCGGGCAGCGAUAAACACAGGAGACCAGACAACUGGCAUCAAGUCACGGAAGUGCAACAAAUCUCUGCUGCAGACCCUGAUCCAAGCACCGAGGAGAUAAAACAUGGGAAUUUACAAUGAACAGGGGGCUGCUAUUGAGGAGCCGGAGCCCCGCCACAUGCUCAUCAAACAGAACACAGGAGGGUCCAAACGGCGUCACCAGAGGACGUCACCCCUCUCUGUCCGUCGACAGUUCAGCAGACUUCCUCCCAAAGAUGUCUUCAACGACAUGAUGUUCAUGGUGGGAGGAUGGACCAGGGACGACCCAUCGUGUUUGGUGGAACAGUUCUGUCCGGAGUACAAUGAAUGGAGAAACGCUGCCCGUAUGGUCAACCGUCGGGCCAACGUUGCUACAUGUGCACUGGAUGGAAAGAUCUACACAGUGGGUGGAGAAGAUAACAUCCGCUGUUACAGCAGCGUGGAGAGGUUCGACCCAGACACAGACAGCUGGACUACAGAUGUAGCACCCUUAAGCAGCCCCCGCACUGGAGUCUGUCUGGUCGCAAUGGAUGGAUACCUGUAUGCUAUUGGAGGACAUGAUGGCAUCACUGCUAUAAAUACUGUCGAGAGGUAUGAUCCAAAAAUGAACGCAUGGAGCAAACAGGCCGCCAUGCUGACCAGACGCACCAGAGCAGUGGCCGCUGUGCUAAACGGUCACUUAUAUGUGAUCGGGGGAAAUGAUGGUGAUAUGGCCCUCAACUCAGUGGAACGUUACAACCCAGAAGAUGGUACCUGGUCGAUAUGCGCCCACAUGCUGUGUCCCAGGGAGAACGCAGGCUGCACCGUUUACCUGGGAUACAUUUACGUGGCCGGGGGCAAAGAUGAGCUCAGACUAGACCUCUGCACCGCAGAGAGGUUUGACCCCGAGACUAUGAGGUGGACUCCUGUCAAACGCAUGAGGGGCAAGAGGAACGAAAUGUCCCUUGUCGUCUUCAAUGGAGCGCUGCUGGCUGUGGGAGGCUCCGAUGGCAUCACCGAUCUGAAAACUAUAGAAAUAUACAGCCAUGAAACCAACACAUGGAGACACUUUGGAAGCAUGAAACGCAAGCAUCCAGGAGGGAGAGUGGUUGUGCUGUGCUGAGAGACUCAACAAUGCUCAUAUAAUAUGAACAGGACAGAAGUGUUGGAGAGAUAGCCUAAUGGAUGUACACCAGGCUUCAAAAUUGCAUUGUGAUAUGGUUCAAGUAAGGUGGUGUAAUAGCUGAAUAAUUCAGGAGUUCACUCCGAAUGAGAGAUCCCCGCAUUAGUCAGAGCUGCAAACUGCUGUUACAAAAUGACUGCAUUAAAUUAUAAGGCUGGGAUAACCAUUAAUGUUAAAGCUCUUUUUAUAUCUCUAUUUUAAAAACAACCUCUUUUCUCUUUAGAUGAAUCAGGUCAGUACAUUUCAGACUGUGCUUUGGAUUGACAGCUUUUAAUUGCAGAAAGAAUCUGGACUGUAUAAACACAGCAGAGGGUUUAAAGCAGGGGUCUCAAACUCAUUUUCUUUCAGGGGCCACAUUCAGCAUGAUUUGAUCUCCAGUGGGUCGGACCAGUAAAAUAAUAGGAUAAUAACCUAUAAAUAAU